AUGGCGCCAUUCAGAAUCCUCAUCAGCGGCGCAGGGAUCGCCGGCCCCGCCGUCGCCCUGCUCCUCGCCCGCCACCGCGACUGCGCCAUCACCAUCAUCGAGCGGGCCGCCAGCCUCCGCAGCACGGGCCAGCAGAUCGACCUGCGCAACCAGGGCGUGCCCAUCAUGCAGAAGCUGGGCCUCGAGGAGGCCGUGCGUGCCCGCAUCGUCAAGGAGGAAGGCACCAGGAUCAUCAACCGCGCCGGCGCCGAGCUCGCUUUUAUCCCCGCCCUGCAGACCGGCUCGGGCAAGCAGAGCCUGUCGUCCGAGUUUGAGAUUAUGCGCGGCGACUUGGUCGACGUGCUGUACCAGGCGACCAAGGACCUGGACAAUGUCAAGUACGUGUUUGGCAGGACGAUCGAGAGCCUCAUCGAGGGCGGCGACGGUCCCAUUGGCGUCGGAUUGUCCGACGGCACCACGCACGAGUAUGAUCUCGUGAUUGGCGCGGACGGCGUGGGCUCGCGGACGCGCAAGCUCAUGCUCGCUGGCGGGGAGGAACAGGACAAGCAGGUCCGCCAGGCGACCGGGGUUCAGCUCGCGUUCUUUACGAUCCCCGUGGAGAAGGACGACUCGCGUGCCUUCACAAUCUGCAGGUCGACCAAGGGCCGACACUUGAUGACGCGCCGGGACAGAGACGACGUGCUGCGCGUGUUAUUCAUGGCACACGUCGGGCAGGCCGCCAGCGGAGGAAAGGGAGAUAGCGAGGACGACAGGCUCCGCGCGCAGCUGCACGCCGCCAACCGCAGCGGAGACCUCGAGCAGAAGAAGAAGGCCUGGGCGGCUUACUAUGCUGACGCUGGCUGGCAGGCCGAGCGGUUUACACACGCCUUGCUGCACAGCAAGGAGGCAGACGACCUGUACGCUCAAGAGCUGCAGAGAGUGGUGCUUCCCCCUGGAGCCUGGUCGGGCCGCAACGGGCGGGUGACUGUUGUCGGGGAUGCGGCGUGCUGUGUGGCACUGAACAGAGGACUGGGCACGACGGUGUCCUUUGUCACGGCCUAUACCCUUGCCGGUGAGCUUGCGAGGCACUGCAUCCCUCUUAAGGGCAGCGGUGCAGGCGCAAAGCAGCAGCCGACGCGGGAGAAUCUGGAGCAUGCCCUGGCCGAGUACGAGAGGAAGACCCGCGUCCUGACGGACCCGGUACAGAAGGGCAUGCCGGGCUGGUUCCCGUGGGCAGGUGGUUAUUCAGUUGGAUGCCAGAGGACAAGCCAGAGGACAUAG
Microdochium trichocladiopsis is the source of this 1260-nucleotide messenger RNA. RefSeq lists its product as uncharacterized. The record is from RefSeq and is a predicted model, not a curated record. The transcript is spliced from 2 exons. The coding region runs from base 1 to 1260 and encodes 419 amino acids. Gene Ontology annotation, molecular function: FAD binding. NCBI's taxonomy places the organism in Eukaryota, Fungi, Ascomycota, Sordariomycetes, Xylariales, Microdochiaceae.